AGCACCCAAAGCAAAGUAAUUUGGAAACCCAGAAUCGAGUGAAAUUUAAAAUUCUUAUGAGUCCUCCGAAUCAAAGCAAAGAAUAAUAGAAAUCAGUGACAUUUUGCCCUACAAUAUUGACACAAAAGCUAAAGUUACAGUCCCUGUAUUGGAGACUGGAAACAGACCCCUUCCUCACCUCUCUCUCUCUCUCUCACUCUUUCUCUCAUAAAUCUUUUUCAAGUUUUUUAAAAUUUUAACCAUGAUUUCAUCACUAUCCAAUAUUCAAUCACCACAUCCACAUGGAUCAUGGUCAAACCUUUAAGCAAAUCCUACCAUUUCUGAGUUUUUAAUUAGCUCUAGCUUACAAGUUCAAGGUGUCAGAAUAGAAGAAAACCAAAGUAUUUUAGAAGCUAUGAGAUAAGAGAGAGAAGUGGAAGUUUUUCUUUGUUAUUCUUGGAGUCCAAGAGCCUGGAAAAUGGUGAGUUGCUUGGAACGGUCAUUUUGUUUUGGAUGAAUUUGAUGGGAGGUGUGUUUGUAUGAAACUAGGCGUAAAUGGUGCGAUUUUAAUCACAGAAGAAGACAACAUCAAUGCACACAAGCACAGACAGAAGAAACAAGGCAAGGAAGUUUCUCAAUCAUGAGUUGCAGUUGGUGUAAUAUCUCGCUAGUCAUUCCCAUUUUUGUUUUGUAUAUCCUUGCUUCUUCUUCAGUUUUUCCUGCCUAUUCUCUGGCAGCCGGCGGUCAACAACAUGAAACUUCAACCAAUCAAACUCUCCGUCCUCAGGAAGAGUUACAUAAGUUGAAGAUGAUUAGAGCUCAUCUCAACAAACUCAACAAGCCUGCCAUCAAAACAAUACAGAGUCCUGCUGGGGACACCAUAGAUUGUGUUGAAACUCAUCUUCAACCAGCUUUUGAUCAUCCUAAAUUGAAAGGAAAAAGACCACUGGAUCCACCAGCGAGACCAAGUGGCCAUAAUCCAACUGGUAUGGUAAGUGAAGACUUUCAGUUGUGGAGUAUGUCGGGUGAGUCGUGUCCAGAAGGAACAAUUCCAAUCAGAAGAACAACGGAACAAGACAUGCUAAGAGCCAGUUCCUUUAGAAGAUUUGGAAGAAAAUUGGGACAUGUUAGAAGAGACACAAACAGCAAUGACCAUGAGCAUUCAGUUGGAUAUGUGACGGGAGAUCAAUACUAUGGAGCGAAAGCCAGCAUCAAUGUGUGGGCACCAAGGGUAGCUAGCCAGAAUGAAUUUAGCUUAUCACAAAUGUGGGUAAUCUCAGGCUCAUUCGGAGACGAUCUUAACACAAUUGAAGCUGGUUGGCAGGUAAGCCCAGAGCUGUACGGAGAUAACAGCCCCAGGUUCUUCACUUACUGGACUAGCGACGCUUAUCAAGCAACCGGAUGCUACAAUUUGCUAUGCUCGGGGUUUGUGCAGACUAAUAAUAGAAUCGCCAUUGGGGCUGCAAUCUCUCCAGCAUCAUCAUAUAAUGGUGGCCAAUUUGACAUUAGUUUGCUGGUUUGGAAGGAUCCAAAACAUGGAAACUGGUGGCUAGAAUUCGGAUCCGGGGUUCUAGUUGGGUACUGGCCAUCUUUCUUGUUUACUCACCUUAGAGAUUAUGCAAGCGUUGUACAAUUUGGAGGAGAAAUUGUAAAUUCCAGGACAAAUGGCCACACAUCAACACAAAUGGGGAGUGGACAUUUUGCAGGAGAAGGGUUUGGAAAAGCAUCUUAUUUUAGAAAUUUGCAAGUUGUGGAUUGGGAUAAUAAUUUAAUCCCAUUAUCAAAUCUAAAAGUCCUGGCAGAUCACCCCAAUUGCUAUGAUAUUCAAGGAGGAAUUAAUACAGUUUGGGGCAAUUAUUUUUACUAUGGUGGACCUGGAAGAAAUGUCAGAUGUCCCUAAAGGGAUAAUAGGUAGAAAAUUGGAAGGGUCUUUUUUUUUAAAUUUUCAAAAAAUUCUUUCUUCUUCUUCUUGAUGGGUGAUCCAUUUUUUGUUCUCUUUUUAAAUCAGCUCACAGGCGGUCCGAUAAUUAUAGCAAAUAUAGGGUCUCUCUUUCUUUUUGUAAAUCUGGAAAAGGAAUAGUGAAUAUUAUACUAUGGUUUGUGAUUUCAAAUUCCUUGUCCUUCCCUUGUCAACUAGAUUUUCCUUCAAGAUUUCAGAAGUUGGCAUUUGAUUUUAUGACAGAUUGAAUUAGAUGGUUUUAUUUUAUUUACUUAAGGGACUACCAACUCCUCUAAAUGUAGUUACUGUCAUUAUACAUGGAUUAUUCUUCA
Molecule: messenger RNA, 2250 nt
Organism: Mangifera indica (mango)
Lineage: Eukaryota; Viridiplantae; Streptophyta; Magnoliopsida; Sapindales; Anacardiaceae
Exons: 7
Coding region: 620-1879 (419 amino acids)
Source: RefSeq, a predicted model, not a curated record